AUGCAGACGUUCUUUCGGCCGUCAGAUAUUGACUUCCACCCUGGAAAACCGGCCGUCGUUCACUGCACGACAGCUCCCGAUGCAGCUGGCCGUUUCAACCGUUGCCGUCUCCUCGGCGUUUUUCACCCUGCAUCCAGCAUACGUUUUCUUGCAGCUGACGCACUGUCCCACGGAAACAGUGGCGAACAGGACCGACCAUUGACUGCUCCACUGAUCCCCAGAGCCGUCACAUCGCAACCGCACUCUAAUUCAGACGCGAAUGGAACUUGCCUUCUCCUGAGGACUGGCAAGCAAUCUGGGCUCGACCUCCUCUCUCGAGAAAGGCAGUCCAAUAUCAAGAGUAUGAAACCUCGCGAACAUUGCACGAUGUUUGGAGAUCUGCAAUACCACACCAGUGACAGAUCUGGUGCUACUGCCUUCUCUGGACCAUGGUGUUUAAGGUCCGGCAAAAGUCUUCAGGGGCAACGCCAGUUUGGCAAACUUGCAUUUACGACGUACCCUGCUCUCGACCCGGACGUCGCCAACUUGUCUUCGAUGAUUCCUUGCCCACGACUCGGUGAGUUCUCAGGAUUGAAAUCGCCGACAGGACACAUCAAGCUCCGUGCCAUAAGCUUUAGCCUUUCGUUCGAGUCUAAACCCUACUACGUGCCUCCGGGCUCACGUCACGGAAGGGCUGAGCAGCAACAAAGACCCGGUUAA
Colletotrichum higginsianum IMI 349063 is the source of this 699-nucleotide messenger RNA. RefSeq lists its product as uncharacterized. The coding region runs from base 1 to 699 and encodes 232 amino acids. The record is from RefSeq and is a predicted model, not a curated record. NCBI's taxonomy places the organism in Eukaryota, Fungi, Ascomycota, Sordariomycetes, Glomerellales, Glomerellaceae. The transcript has a single exon.